This is a messenger RNA of Amaranthus tricolor (Joseph's coat), 1080 nucleotides long. RefSeq lists its product as uncharacterized. The transcript has 3 exons. Gene Ontology annotation, biological process: tricarboxylic acid cycle; mitochondrial electron transport, succinate to ubiquinone. Gene Ontology annotation, molecular function: succinate dehydrogenase activity; electron transfer activity. NCBI's taxonomy places the organism in Eukaryota, Viridiplantae, Streptophyta, Magnoliopsida, Caryophyllales, Amaranthaceae. Gene Ontology annotation, cellular component: membrane. The record is from RefSeq and is a predicted model, not a curated record. The coding region runs from base 186 to 815 and encodes 209 amino acids.
UUUCAUAGAGAUGAGUCGCAAUGUGAUGAUAUAAAGAUAUUGCACUUCACAAGAGUAGUUCCAAUUAAUUGAGGAAGUAUUUUAGUAAUAAAAAACUGAAAUUUAAAUAUUUUUUCGUGAAAUUAAAAAACAAAACUUGAGUGGGAAGAACCGUAAUCAUCAGCGACUCACCAUUAUUCAUCACCAUGAUUCUUUCUCGAAUCAGUCGUUCAAUCUCCCGAUCUUCUCGCUCAUCAUUUUUGAAUCCAACAAUUGGUUGUAAUGGAUUUGUAGAAAAAGCUGCAAACGAAACCGGUGGAUUUGCUUCCCGAAGUGAAUCUGGUUUAGGUUUUUUCAAUUCUUAUUUUUCAACGAUUACUUCUGGAAAAUUGGCUGUUUAUCCAUCGUUUUCGUCGCUUUCUAGACCUUAUUUUGCUAAUCCUAGUUUCUCUAGGGUUUUCUCCAGUGAUGCCGCUAAUAAAAUAAAUUAUGAGAUAAAGGAGGGUACGGGAGAAAAUAAGAAUGUUCUUCGUCCAUUAUCUCCUCAUCUUCCCGUUUACAAGCCGCAACCUCACUCUACGCUGUCAAUUUUGAAUAGAGUGUCAGGAAUGUACCUCACUGGUAUGCUGGUGUUGUUCCAUCUUGUUUACCUUAAGGCUGGGGCAAUUUGUUUCACCCACCCAAGUUUUUACCAGACAGUAUUUUAUUCAUCAAAACUUACUCUAGUAUCUCUUGAGGUUGCUGCCCUUGCUUUUGCUUACCAUUUUUACUAUGGUAUUCGGCAUGUGAUGGAGGACUUUUCAGGACUUACCAUUCUCAAGAGAAUGAUAAAGUGAAAAUAAUUUGAGUGUUUGGAUUUACAUUUCACCUUUUGUUUCCAAAAAUAAAACGAAUUAUCCAUUCUUGUGGCCCAUUUGAAGUGUUAUCUUUGGCUUAUAUGUCAUAUUAAGCCUCACACAUUAAACUUUGUCAUCGUUUUUUGUAUAUUGGCACUUGCUUCUCUCACUACCUUUUAGAUAAACAUUUAUCCUUUUGAUUGUUUGGAUGGUCUUCCUUAUUGGUGUUUGGUAUAUCUUUCUCUGUCUCAAGUUGUUGCUUCAA